AUGAAUGAAUACUUUAUACAAAUCCAAGUUUAUAAUGCGCUCUCCAUGAUGAACAGCAUCAUUCCAGAUAAGAAUGCACCUCCCGCCAUCAAUGGCGGAGGUGACGCUAUGCCCGAAAUGGAAAAGACGCAGGCAGUUGAUUGGCAUGGUGAAGUUGCUGCAAUGAAGCCUGUGGAUGAACAAUUUCCAGACGGGAAAUUUCCUCUUGGACAAUGUGAAACUUACUACUUGAUGGGCAAAGAUGGUCGGAUUGCGUCUGAUCGAGAAAGCAAACAAGAAAAAAAGGCUCUUGAUAAUUCGUUUGAAGAUAUGUAUCAGGAUUAUCGUAGAUCGGCAGAAGUCCACCGGCAAGUUCGAAAGUACGUGAGAAGCUGGGUGAAACCAGGAAUGACGAUGAUAGAAAUAUGCGAGCGCCUUGAAGCUUGUUCUCGGCAACUGAUCAAAGAAAACGGUCUCGAGGCUGGACUUGCUUUUCCAACUGGUUGUUCGCUGAAUCAUGUGGCGGCCCAUUAUACUCCCAACAAUGGCGAUACUACUGUUCUGCAGCAGGGUGACGUAUGCAAGAUCGACUUUGGUGUGCAUGUUCGCGGACGUCUCAUAGACAGUGCAUUCACGCUUCAUUUUGAUCCAAAGUACGAUAAUCUUGUCAAUGCGGUGAAGGAAGCUACUAAUGCUGGCAUUCGCGAAGCCGGUAUCGACGUACGAUUAUGCGAUCUGGGAGAAAUAAUUGAAGAGGUAAUGACGUCACAUGAAGUAGAACUAGAAGGACGCACUUACACAGUCAAACCAAUUCGGAAUCUAAACGGCCACUCUAUCGGGCAGUACAGGCGAGUC
Molecule: messenger RNA, 834 nt
Organism: Cylicostephanus goldi
Lineage: Eukaryota; Metazoa; Nematoda; Chromadorea; Rhabditida; Strongylidae
Source: the annotation of a GenBank genome assembly